AUGAUUAUAGAUGAGAAAUAUAUAAUAAAAUACAUACAAUGUCAAACACAAUGUAGGGAUGAAAAGGGACAGCCUGUGGACUGGUAUGUAGUCUACAAACUACCCAAAGUAUCCGACUCCGGGCCCCCUUUGGACACGGGUUUGCGGUACGCAUACCUGUCCAGUAAAUCCCAAUCCGGUUGGACUUUGUCUGAUGUGGACAUCAGUGACGAGACAUCAAUAUUUGGACAGACAUUAAGCCCACUAUAUGCUAAAAAGGUAGACCCGGGUAUCAGUUAUAUCAAUUACAACGACCACUGGCCUAACGACACCAAAAAAUCUACCGGCGCUCACGCCAAGGGAGUCAUAGCCACCGAUGACAGCCAUGGCUUUUGGCUCAUACAUAGUGUCCCGAAGUUUGCCGCCCAAGAGUCGGGCCAUAAGUACGUAUACCCAGCGUCUGGUGAGACCUAUGGACAGACAGCUCUGUGUAUUAGCUAUAAAAUCACUGAAAUCGAUAAUAUCCUUGAUCAGUUACUGUACAUGCACCCAAAUGUGUAUGCCAUGCGUGUGAGCACCCACCUAAAAAGUAAAUCAUCAAAAAUCGCUGCAUUAAGCGCUAGGAAGUGGAGUUCCGGUCCCAUGAAUGUCCAGAUCAUCACCAGCGCCGGUGGUGUAAACUUCACCAGUUUUAGCAAAGCACCGGGCGAUCACGUGGACCUGUACUCCCAGAUCAUGGCACCGGUACUCAACACCAGUCUAUAUGUCGAGACGUGGAGACAGGGAGCGGGACAUCCCUUACCCUCUGAGUGUAGGCUCAAGAAAACGGUUGAAAAUAUAGACGACAUUAGCGUAUCGUUUGUGAACUCGAGACUGAAGGGCGGAAAGAUAGUCUCCGGCAUACCGGUGCCCUUUUUGCUAGCUGACGUUGAGCACCGGCGCCACAAACUGGGUGUACAGUUCCAGGUGAUAGUCGGGUGUUUUGCUUAUACUGGUGAACUGUACGCCACCGGCGCUUACGACAGUUUCGACGUGUUUAUCACCAGAACUCCAUUUCCUAGCGAUCUGUCUGUCCGUUGGUCUCACCAGGCAUCGGGGAUACGUACUUAUGGUCCGACUAUUAGGGUUGUAUACCUCUUGGGCGGCAAACUUCGGGACAUUAUGCAUGAGCCAAAAGCCGAGGGUGUCGUCUGUGGCUAUGACUCCUUUGGCGUUAGCAGUGAUACUCUCAUUGGCACCGGUAGGCGGUUCGUCGUU
Molecule: messenger RNA, 1236 nt
Organism: Oppiella nova
Lineage: Eukaryota; Metazoa; Arthropoda; Arachnida; Sarcoptiformes; Oppiidae
Source: the annotation of a GenBank genome assembly